AUGCAUAUUUUCUAUUAUUUGAUAUCGAUAGCUAUAUUUUCUUCAAAAACAGGAAAGAGUGAAGAAGUAUUCUCCGACGAGCCCCAAACGGAAAUAGAAUACCAACCAAUCGGAGAAGUCAAACCGAAUGAAUCAAAUGCUUCGUCAGUGUUGGAGGUAUCCUCACAGCCUCUCCCGUCGGAGCCACAACACCCUCAAGUUGUCACGCCAGAGCAAGUAACAAAAAUAGAUCCAUCGCAGAGUAUUGCACCUACACCAGUAUCUCAUCAACUCCCUCCAGUUCAGCCGGUGGGCAGCAGGCCUACAGGAAAUGAAACACAACCUCUCCCACCUCCGCUUGUUGAACCAGAGCCACCAGCUAUGCAACCAGCACCAGUUCCAGUCCUUGUGACGUCUUCUUCAACAACGGUUGGAACUUCUGUAACGUCCACCCCUCAGCCGACACCGGUUCCUGUUCUUCAACCAGCACCUCAGCCUGCUCCUGUACCUCAGCCAGCGCCUCAGCCUGCUCCUGUACCUCAACCAGCACCUCAGCCUGCUCCUGUACCUCAGCCAGUACCUCAGCCUGCUCCUGUACCUCAACCAGCACCUCAGCCUGCUCCUGUUCCCGCACCGGUAUCCGCACCUGUUACUCAAUGUCCGAUUCCUGAAUGCAGCUAUCCCUCUGUUUGUAUCCAAGCUGAAGUUUAUGCCACUUGUGUUGCACCUACGUCAUCAACGUCUGCUAACAAUACGUGCGCUACGCCUGGUCCGUGUCUAACAACAUUGACCAAGACAGCAACGGACACAACAACUUUGAUGUUAACUCAGACACAGACCGAAACAAGUACAGCAGUGGCGACUCUUACAAAUACCGAGACAACUACAAAAACCAACACAGCACUGACCACACAGACACGCACACAGACAGAUGUAAUGACCAGCACCUCCACUCUGACAACCACAAACACUGAAGUUGCUACAAGCACACAUCAUACUACAAAGACAAGCACGGCUGUCUUGACAAGGCACGUGCCAGUAACAACCGCUACGACCUUAACAACCACAAGUAUUGGGGUAGUGAAUACCACGAAUACUCACACCUUAACUAGUACAGCUAUUUUGAAAACAACGGAAACAAGCACAGCAGUUGUGACAAGCAUUGCAAACAAAACUAACACACAUACCUUAACAACCACUAAUACGGAUACGGUAACCAGUACAAAACUAGCGACAUCAACAACAACAUUAACAACCACCAGUACAGGUAUAGCAACAAGCACUUUACUGACAACAGCCACAAAAACAAACACUGUUAAUGGGACUAAAUUUGCAACAGAAACUUUGACUAAAACAUUAACUACAACAGCUACAGACACACUGACACAGACGCACAAUGCUACGAAUGUUAUCACUGCGACAACAACUUCUACAGCCAUAGACACAAGUACCGCUACUUUGACGGCAACAAGUACAGCAAAAACUACAGAAACCAUGACAGCCACAAGUACGGCAGUCCUGACACAAACCUUAACAAACACACACAACCAAACAAUAACACAAACUAAAACACUUACAGCAACAUCGACCAGUGUGGUAACCACGUGCAGUGCUAACUGCACCAAGAUAGAGCCAACGCCAAGCCCUUCUCUCAGCACAAGCAUUGUGCCAUCUACAGUGACCCCCCCACCACCAAGAGAAAAAGGUAAGUUAAUUAGGUACUCGCGUGUAACUGUUGAUAACGGAAAUUGUAAUCAAUUAUAUUUGUUGCCAUAUACAUGUAGUGUUUGCCGCUGGUUUUAUAUUUUAUCCACUCGUUUAUAUUAUAAUCUUUAUCAUUUAGACAUACACUGUCCUUUUUUUUGUUUUGUUUUUUUUUGUUGUUCAUCGAAUUCAGGCUGUGCUGUUAACUACACCAAACUUGGAUGCUUCAAAGAUGACAGAAAGAAACCUCGUCCAUUACCCGAGUUACUGUUCACUGAUCGUGAUUCACGCAGUAAGGUUUCUAGCGGCAAGACUAUCGACUGGAAUAACUGGGACAAAUAUAUGGUUGACUUGGUUUGCCGUUGUGCUGAAGCAGCAAAAGACAAGAAGUACGCCUUCUUUAGCCUGCAGUACUUUGGCGAGUGUUGGUCCGGAAAGGACGCUGGAGAGACAUAUAAUAGGGCGGGAACUUCUAACAAGUGUGUUACCAAAGAUUACGACGCAUGUAAUCCAAGUGAUAAACAGGAGUGUGUCGGUGACCAGAACGUCAACUUUGUUUAUGGAAUUGAUGUCAAGGAACCAGUUGUCACUCCAACUCAGCCCAGUUCUCCACCUACUCAGCCCAGUCCUUCACCUACACAGCCACCCUCCACGCCGUCAUGCGAUCAAGCUCUGGAUAUUGGUGUAAUCAUUGAUUCAUCGGAUAGUAUCACGCUUGAUGAUUACAACUUGUGCUUACAGUUUGUGGCUGGCCUAGUAAAGCACUUUAAAGUAUCUCAGGAAGGCACCCAUUUCGGUGCUAUUGUGUUCAGUUCAAUUCCGGAGCUACAAUUCAGCUUUGCAGACAAGCAGUUUUACAAGAGUAAACGUCUAAGAAAAAAGAUAAAGAGUUUCUCUUAUUUGGGUGAAGGAACUAGAACAGACCUUGCUCUAACGCUUGCUAAUAUGGAACUGUUUUCUGAGCAAGGAGGAGACCGGCUCGACAAGCCUGAUGUUCUAGUUGUUAUUACUGAUGGUAAGACAAACGUGCAGUUAAGCCAACCAUAUUCAGAAGUUUUAAAACCACUUCAGGCAAGUAUAUUUGGUUAUAAUUGUUUUUACCAAGACACAUUUACCUUAGAAGAGAAUGGAAAGCUAGAAAUCACUUUUUAUGCAAAGAAUGUUCGGGUCUUAGCUGUUGGCGUUGGAAAGAAUGUGGAUAAAAAGGAACUGAAAACUAUAGCUAUGAACGACGGCAAUCACGUGUUCAGAGUUACAAAGUACAAAGAUCUUGUUAAAAUUCUUGACGCUCUUCUUAAGGAAUCUUGUCAACAAGUACCAACAGCACCACCUCCUGCUAUUAGCGGAACAUCGCCUUCAACCCCAGCUGCAAGCCUUCGGAAGUGUAACAUUGAGUACCAAAAGCUUGGUUGUUUUGCCGAUAAGGAGUUGAAUAAUCCUACAGCUCCACUUUCUGAAAUGAUGUUAAAAGAAGCUAAUGAAAUCGACUGGUACAAAUGGAGUGCCUGGCUACCCGAUUUUGUCUGCAGGUGUGCCAACCUAGUUUAUGAGAAGAAUUACAAUGUGUUUGGAGUUCACAUGUACGGAGAGUGCUUGUCUGGAAUUAAAGCUGGUGAUACAUACAGUAUGUACGGUGCCUCAGAACAGUGCAUCGAUACUCUUCAACAGCCAUGUGGUGUCAACAGCGUUGGAGAGUGCGCGGGAGACCAAAACUCCAAUUACGUCUAUCGCAUUGUUAUUUCUCAAGGUUGGUUGACAUCAAUAAGUAAUUACUUCUUUGCACCUAUUUCUUCUUUAGUACCAACAGCACCACCUCCUGCUAUUAGCGGAACAUCGCCUUCAACCCCAGCUGCAAGCCUUCGGAAGUGUAACAUUGAGUACCAAAAGCUUGGUUGUUUUGCCGAUAAGGAGUUGAAUAAUCCUACAGCUCCACUUUCUGAAAUGAUGUUAAAAGAAGCUAAUGAAAUCGACUGGUACAAAUGGAGUGCCUGGCUACCCGAUUUUGUCUGCAGGUGUGCCAACCUAGUUUAUGAGAAGAAUUACAAUGUGUUUGGAGUUCACAUGUACGGAGAGUGCUUGUCUGGAAUUAAAGCUGGUGAUACAUACAGUAUGUACGGUGCCUCAGAACAGUGCAUCGAUACUCUUCAACAGCCAUGUGGUGUCAACAGCGUUGGAGAGUGCGCGGGAGACCAAAACUCCAAUUACGUCUAUCGCAUUGUUAUUUCUCAAGGGGCACAGAUAGAACCAUCACCAGUUCCUACCAUAACAGAACCUAAAGUCAAAUUAGUAACGGGUGAGGUUAUUGAGGACUGUCCUGUUGACUUCAGUAAGAAAGGUUGUUUUAAUGAUUUACAAGCUGGUUUAAGACCAUUACCUCAACUGAUGUUCACUGAUCUCGACAACAGUACAGCUCAGUACAGCGGCUUCCCCGUGGAUUGGGGAAGCUGGGAUGCUUACUUAGAUGAUGUAGUUUGUCGAUGUGCUCAGGUUUCAAAGGCAAAAGGAUUUAACUUAUUUGGAAUUGGGAACUUUGGGGAAUGUUGGUCAGGAGAAGGCUCCGAAAAAACAUACCGCAAAGACGGCUCUUCUGAAUAUUGCAUCACUAAGGAAUUUGCUCAAUGUGAUACAAAGGGCGUAAAUGUUUGCAGUGGAAACAAAACAACUACGUUCGUCUACAGUAUACAAGAGAAUCACAAUAUUCAGCAAGCGGAGGCUUGCUUCACGCAGUUCGAGAAUGUCGGAUGCUUUGCAGACAAAAAUAUUCCUCCCCGUCCAAUACCAGAACUCAUCUUUACGGACAUGAAUCAGAGUUCACCCAAAUACAGUGGCAAAGACGCCCAGCUAGGGGAACUGGAUACCUACCUUGGUGAAGUACUCUGUAGAUGUGCUGAACGAGCUCAAGAGCUUGGGUACCAGUACUUUGGAGUACAAAAUCAUGGCGAGUGUUACUCGGGACCAAAUGCUGGGCAGACCUACAGUAAAGAUGGAUCGUCGAAGCAGUGUAUAUCGAGAGACUUCCAACAGUGCCCUGCAGAAAAACCUGGCAGUAAAGGCGUUCGGCAAGACUGCGUUGGAGUAAAAGACUCUAACUAUGUUUACCUUAUUAGUAAUGUUAAGUUAGAGAGUAAAAAGGAUGCUGUUAAAAACCGCAUCUAAGAAAUCCAUCAAUAGCAGAUCAAAAACGUGGUGAUUAAAUGUAUAUAUGUAUCUUGUCACCAAGCUCGAGGACCACACUUAGAGAAUAUCCACCUGAGGUCUAGCAGUACGGUCUAAGCGCACUGCGAUCCAUACAAAAAAGAGAAAGGGUCUAUUUUCUCCCAGUAAGGACCCAAGCAAGCUUGGGAUAAUAAGAGAAUUAUUACGCGACUGAAAAUGUUUAGAAAAUCUACCAUGAUCAGGAAGUAGCUAGAAAGGCAUCGUAGACUUAAAACCCCCAACUUUGGCUGAGAGCAGAUUUACUGUUUACUGAAGUCUGAUGUUUUCAAAAAACGAAAGACGAAAGUUUGAAGAAAAAGGAUUCUCUUACUUAUAAGUUAAUUCUUUGAAACGCAAACCAUAAAAGCAAAACUAAAACGAAGACAAAUACUGAAAAAAAUGCAAGACACCUCCGCAUGGGAUAAUUGGUGAGUGUCCGUUCCAAACCUUGAUCAACAUUGGACCGGCAAAGGAGCAGCCUGAUUGGUUGAUGCCAGUUAUUUACCCUCUAAAAUAACUUAGUUUUGUAACUAUUGGCGGCCGGCCCACUUUCUCAUGUUGCAAACAUGAGAAGUCUAGUUCUUUCAACGUUUGCUUGCUUUUCUUGUAGAAAAUGUAAAUCAUUCUUUCGUUUCACUAUUUUCAGCCUCACUACGUGCAACUGUAUAAUUUGGAAUGUAAUUGGAGGGCACACGUUCAGAUCUUUGCUCGACUCUUGAGCCCCAGAAUGAUUAAUGCGAGACGUUUAAUUGACGGAAAAUGUGGUGCUGUUUGUAGGUAAUAAGGAAAGAGUAGCGAAUGAUAUUAUAUAUACUGUAAAAUUACCGAAAUUAUUUCUGAAAACACUAACUUACCUUAUUAUUCAGAUAAUAAGCGAGGAAUAUAUUUUUUAAUGAUUUUAUUUGUUGAAGUUGAUGUAGAAUAUUCAUCACAAUCCUAAUAGUUAUUUGUUUCUGAAAAUUUGAUCUAAAGGCCUAAAUCAACAGGUUUUGAAAAUAACAAGUGACCGGUAUGAUGUUUAUAUUGCGUGUUCUGCGACAAGGAUGAUUGUAUCUUAUGUUCAUCUCGAAAGGAACAUGCAAAUAGCUUUAUACACCGAAAUUAAUGAGAUGUAAUCCCAGUAAUGAAAAAUAAAUUGUGUUUAUAAAACUAUUCUUUGAAACUUUGAUCCAUUGGUUGAGUGUCCCAUACAACAUUUCAGUAACAAAACCAAAACCGCCCUGUAAUGUUUCUAAGGAGGAAAAUUAAGCUUCCUUGUCUUGAUGGACUCUAAAACAUUCCCUUAUUGCUGAACCUACAAAAAUGGAAAUAUGUUAUUACGGUGGUGAAAUUGAAGGAAGUUUUACAUGUCUUAUUAUAUUUUUUGGCCGUCCAUUUUUAUUAACGAAUUGAGGAACACGCUUGCAGAUAUUUGUUUUCCUUCUUCGGUCCUCUUCAGGUUAUUACUGAAUUUAUAAACUUUUCACCCGGUCUGUAGUAUGGAGUAAUGACAUCGGCCAAUACCAAAAGAUCUAUGCUGUUACCAGAAAACGUGAACAGAAGCAAACUAGUAGUUGAAACCAGGCUUUUCAAUAAUGUUCAGGACUUAAUUUGCACUUAGUAUUGGACCAGACCAGAAUAGCAAAAUACUCGACCGCGCGUGAACACAUCCCUACGAGCCUCUAUAUAGACUAACUACCUUCAACGCUGAGUGUGUGGGAGACACGUCCGUCUCAGAGGUAUAGUGAGUCUGUGAUAAAGCCGAAGCUCUGCACUCACGUUGCAAGUUUUGGUACAUUUCUCAGCCUACCUUGAAUGAAUGAAUAAAUGAAUGAACCUUCGUAAACAACGGCAUAAAAUGACCAAAAUUCGUUCAAUGUUUAGCUGGAGGGUUGCUCCGAUCCUUGAAGAUGCAAUGCACAGUGUUUUGUUAGACAUUGCAUCAGCAUUGCCGUGGAAGUUACUAAGCUCCCUUUUUGCACUGAUCGGGAAUUUUGCAUUGUCCAGUCUGUCUAACAAGAGCUUGAGUUGUCGACACAUGGGAUUUAUGGGCUUUUAUCCAUCUCGCUGUACUAAAACGGCGUCUAUCUAUAUAUGGCAACUCUCCCGGAUACGAAGGAAAGCGUCUAAAGUACAUUUUUCAGACUAGUAAUACCGCUAUCGUAAAU
Orbicella faveolata is the source of this 7025-nucleotide messenger RNA. RefSeq lists its product as uncharacterized. Lineage: Eukaryota; Metazoa; Cnidaria; Anthozoa; Scleractinia; Merulinidae. The record is from RefSeq and is a predicted model, not a curated record.